UGUCAGUCAUGUGAGCUUUGUGGGCUGCAUCUGACUUUGAUGGUGCUGCCGACAAUGAACUCAGCCUGUCGUGGUUCGGGGCUGUUGUACCCAUCGGACCCGCGGGGGUAGUCUAUCCUGGUCUGACGAGCGAUCGCUUUGUUCUUUCACUCGCGAUUUUCUUGCGAGCAAAGUCCAUCCAAGUCUACACAACUACCCUCCCCAAUGCCCAUGAACCUAGGGCGUCGCACCCUGUGGGCUCUGAUAUCGCCCUCGACCGUCGAUUCGGUCUCAUACUUGGCCUCUCCUCUCCUGUCGUCUGCCGCUCGCCGUGCCAAAACGCGUGGCCGAUACUUGGCUCUCGUGUCCAUUUACAUCCAUGAGCCGGACCUCCCUGCGUCGGUAUUCCCUGUGUGCGCCGUGAACGAUCGCGAAUCCUUGCCGAAACAAUACAUUCCGAUUGCAAGCGCGUGCGGUCCCCGUCUUGCUAUCCAGCCUCGAUUCGCUUGGCGCCACGGCCCUUGCGUCGUAGACACGACCAGAGCUUUUGAGGUCAUACCUGUCUUUGAAACAGCCCUGCCAGGCCUCGAUUCGCCAAAUGCGCUCGACGCCUUGUCUGCUGAGCCUGUGCUAUACUAUCUGUCCGAUGAUAUGGACGCCGUCGAGAGCAAACACAUGGAGAGUAAACGGAUCGAGAUGGAAGAGGCCGGCCCUCGCUUCGCAGAUUUGGACCACGAGUUCUCGCGCUGGAGUGCAUUCGGCUCGUUCAAAAGCACGAAAGCACGCCCCGCACCGGGUGACUGGAGCGUCCCGCUCGCUAUCUCGGCUCGGGUCAGUUUCGACAUAACCGAGAUGGAAGAGACGCCGAUUCCUUUGAGGCCAUUCCACGAAGAGUUCCGAGAUGUCGAGCGGUGGGUGUCAUUUGCAACGAGGCGGUUCCUGAUUACUCAGUUUUUGCUGUGCACGCGCACAUCUCUCUCGUCCAGGUACGAUAACGGUCAUGUUCUGGAGAAUGGGCCAGGCAUUGUGCGGCACACCCGAUAGUCCUCUUGAGCAAGACGUGAGCGACUUGACUGAUUCGACCUUGAUGGAGCUGUGCGCCAGUCUACCCCCAUCCCGACCCAGAGCCUGCGUCAAAGUCGGCUCCGGCGCCUGCUCCAAAGCUAGUUCCAGAGCCUGCGCCAAAGCCGCCCUCACAGCCUGCGCUGAAACCGGCCCCAGAGCGUCUCAGUCGAGUGACCGUCGGGUCCGAGGAUUACAUAGCGCUCAUUGCGAUGGAACAUUCGCUGCUCGCCCAAGAAGAAGAUGACCUUGUCUUUACUCGCAUGUUCGGUCCUGCUUUCACGUCCCGAGAUUUCGAUCAUCUCCCUGUCGUGUCUCCGCCGGACAUCCAGAUCGUCUACGUGGACUUGUAUGGCACUCUCAUCGACAACGAGACAGGCAUCUACAACGCUCUGCUUCCUGUGCUCGACCUGUGCGGUCAAUCUCUGAGUCGAUCUAAGGCUCUCACUCUGUAUUUCGACAUCGAGGACGACUGGAAGAAGAGGUUCCCUGGGCUGAUCUACUCGGAAGUAAUGAGGAAAUCAUACGACGACUUCCGUUUACGGCUCGGACUGGAUUGUAGCCCGGGUGGAGCAGCGAAGUUUCUCGAGUCAUUCUUUGACUGGCCCCUGUUUCCUGACGCCGUCGAAGCCUUGUCCCAACUCGUACCUGGCCUGCUCGUUCUCGCCGGCGUCGCUGACGUUGAUUUCGAGACACUGUCCAAAUGCGUAGCCUUCCAGGCGCUGCACCCUCACUUGACUGAGCUCCUGACGUGGGACGCCGUGAGAUGUUAUCGACCUCACAAGCAUCUUUACAACAUGAUAUUCCGAUACUAUGACACAUCCAGAGUCCCCCGGGCGUGUUGGACGAUGAUCUCCGGCAGUUUGUUUCGCGAUAUCGAGUCGACACGACCGUUCGACGUCUCCGGGAUGUGGGUGAAGCGUCCAGGAACUCUCGCUCGCAACUUUCAGGAGCCAGAUGACGGGAUACCUUACGCGUGGGCGGUCUGCGACGACGUUCUGGAUGCUGCCUCGUGCCUCCUCCGGCACCGGCAGUACAAAUACAGGCCCCAUUGGAAGGUAGAUUCUUAGGGCAUGUGCCUAAAUAUUCGUCGACUACCUUCAGCGCAAUCCCUGUAGGAAAUGACAGACCUGACUCUUUCCUCUCCCGUGCCUGCUGCCCAAUGAUUUCACUAUAUCUUCUUCUGUUACUCACCUCGUGCCGUGCAAGGCUCCAACUCUGUAAUACGACAACGCGGAUGAUCUGAAGAAGCGGUUUCCCUGGCUGUAUCCAAUCUGAGAUACUUACGAGAUCUCAAGCACUUUGUCUAGUUCUUUGAUUUGAGACCAAUCAGCUUGAAUGCGACAAGUUUGUUGCGUCCUUCUUCGACCUGCCUCGCUUUCUCGACUCCUUUGAAGCCAUGUUGCUGCUGAAAUCGCAUUUGGUCGACCUCGCUGGUGUCGUUGAUGCUGAAAUCGGAACGCUAUCUACUCUAGAUGCGCAGCUUCCGCAGUGCUGCAGUCUUUUCGGCAUAUCGUACCGUGAUCUCCGGCAGUUUAUUUCGAGACUCUGAAUCAGCCAGACCGCUGGACGUCUCACGCAUAUGGGUCCGGCGUCAAGGCACACCUGCUAGGAUCUUGAAAAGCCAGAUAACGGUCUCCCGUUCGCGUGGGCUACAUGUUCUGGUCUUCUGGAUGCAGUCACUAGUCUUUGGCAAAACCGGCAAAUUCAAUGCCCGUGGCAUGAUUACUACGAUGGAAGGUCAAUCAAUUGAGCGCUGGAUCGACUCGGCUCCGACCACGUCUAUGUGUCGCUCGUGAAACGCGAAAUCUCUUGAAUGCACCCCGUUGCGAAUCGUCAUGUUGGAUAUUGGAAUCCACCCCAUGUCACAGGUCUGACCACGUGUCGCGUGUUCGGGCUGUUGCCGAAGCACGUCACGACGUGUGAUCCAUCCGCGAUCCAUCUGCCCACCCGAUGCAACGCUGCCACAAUCACGCUCCGGUCGCGGCUGAUGCCCUUUCGUUGCUCGGUCCCCAUGUGCGUCUAUCUUCGACAGAGAUAGAAGCCGGGGAGGAGUUGCGUACUUAGAUGGAUGGGAAUCGCGACAGGCGGAGAUUUCUCUUGGUAUUCGCUACUUGCCUUCUGCCCGUUGCACCCGCCUCCGGUCUCUUUGCCCUCUUUUCCCUUUCUCUGCGUGUGUUCCUUAAUCUUGGGUCCCACCAUGUCGAACACCACUAUCACGACAAGAGUUGGACACGGGGUGCACGGUUGGUUCACGGUGGACAAUACUCUUGGCGCAGUGGUUAUAGGCUUCGCUGCUUCGUGCGUCGUAUUUGGGAUACUGCUCACGCAGGCGUGGUCGUACUUUACGAGGUUUGGCAGGGAUGCCAUCAGGGUGGGUCCUUCACUGCUCUCGUAUCUUCAUGCUGUCGCGACUGACGGAGCGCCUGAUCAGUAUAAACUCCUGGUCGCUGCGAUACUACUCUUUGCGACCGCAGAUCAGGCUUUCAUCAGCCACUUUGUGUACAUGUACUCGGUGCGGCUGGGCGGAAGUCUCCGCGCCGUGGUGAAUGCGCGUACCGCAUGGUGGUCGCUAAUCUUGCAGGAGAUUAUCGGCUCGUUCACGGGCACGCUGGUGAAGUGGUUAGUCACGAUGUCAGUCGCCAUGGAACACACCCUCAUGAGUCCGAACAGCGCCUUUGCCAGCAGGGUCUAUCGAUUCAGCGACAAGAACAUCUGGAUCACGGCCUUCAUUCUCCUUCUUGCGUUCGCUGAUUUCGCUGUCUCCUUGGUGUUUGCUGUGCACGCUUUCACUCUCGAGUCUAUCACGGCUGUGUUUGACCUGCAGGAGAUCGUCACGGUGGCGCUUAGUCUGGGUGUCUUGACGGACAUUGUCAUUGCCCUCUGCUUGAUUUUCUAUCUGUCUCGGAUGCGGACAGGGCACCACAGCUCGGAUUCGCUAGUGCGGCGACUGGUCAUGGGGGCGAUCAGCACGGGCGUGCUCACCUCCGUUGUCAGCGCUGCCACGCUAUUCGCUUUCGAUUUCGUCCAACAUAGCUUCAUCUUUGCGGCUUGUUACUUCCUUCUCUCCAAGCUGUAUGCUGUGUCCUUCCUAGCGACGCUCAACUCUCGCACCAUCACUCACGAGCGCGGGUCCAACGACGCUGCGUCCAGCAUACAAGAGGGACUGACUCGCACUCCGUCCCGGAUUCGAUCUAAGCGAAGCCGAGGGCAGUCGAUGAAUCAAGCCUCUGAAGUCGAGACCAACAUGUUCCAUAUGGGCACUCGCCUGCCCAGUUUCUAUGCCCAAGAAUCGGAAGAAUUGCCGAGUCCAGGGUACGCCUACCAGGGGAACGAGACGGAGGAAAAGGUGCAUUACGAGUCUCCAGCUUAUGCCGUGUAAAAAUGUGCUUCAAAUGGCCCAAGUAUCGCAACCAACUGUAUUACCAAU
Messenger RNA from Mycena citricolor, 4471 nucleotides. NCBI's taxonomy places the organism in Eukaryota, Fungi, Basidiomycota, Agaricomycetes, Agaricales, Mycenaceae. The record is from the annotation of a GenBank genome assembly.